Molecule: messenger RNA, 873 nt
Organism: Cryphonectria parasitica EP155
Lineage: Eukaryota; Fungi; Ascomycota; Sordariomycetes; Diaporthales; Cryphonectriaceae
Exons: 2
Coding region: 1-873 (290 amino acids)
Biological process (GO): regulation of G protein-coupled receptor signaling pathway
Source: RefSeq, a predicted model, not a curated record
AUGUCUAAGACUGCCGCCCAGGAAGAAUUUGACGACUUCCUUGCUAAGAAUAGUGCCGACCCAGACGACAACGUCCACCCUGAGGACAGAGAAGACGCCGCCUACGAGCGAGAGCUACACGCCAGAGACAACAGUGACGACGAGGAGGAACAGUACCGUGCCUCAAAGAUCGACGCCGCCAUGCGUAUGCCAGGAAAUGACCGCCCGGUGCAGCUGCCGCCCGCCAGCUUCGAUGCGGGGCGCGCGACGGGCGUAAAGGGUGUUAUUGCCGACGCGCGCAGCUUCGAGAAGGCCAAGAAGUCCUCCAAAUGGGGCGAGAAGAUGCGCAACGCCAGGAGGAGCGUCAUCGGCCUGACCUCCAUGAAGAUGACCAGCGACUCCAAGAGCAGUGACUCUGAAGAGCACAGCGGCGAUGAGGACGAGGAGCAAUUCCUUCGGCAGUGGCGCGAGUCCAGACGGCGCGAGCUCGAGGCUGAGGACCGCUCGAGGGUGCGGAACCGGAGGACCAGCCCCAGCUCUCGGAACUAUGGUCGCUUCGAGAAGGUUGACGCCAUGGGCUACCUGGAUGCUAUCGAGAAGGUGUCCAGAGACACCACCGUCGUCGUCUUCGUCUACGACCCAGAGUCUGAGGUCUGCUCCCUGAUCGAGUCUGCACUGGGACCACUGGUCUCGCAGAACCCAAACACGCGCUUUGUCAAGGUUCACUACGAGGAAAUCGAAUUUGACAGCGCCGGUGUUCCCGCCGUGCUCGCAUACCGCAACCAGGGCGACCUGUUUGCCAACCUGACGGCCUUGAUCGACAUGAUUCCUGAGGAUGAUGACUUCGAUACCAGCUCGCUCAAGAAGCUGUUUCUGCGCCACGGCAUCAUCUGA